This is a messenger RNA of Microcebus murinus (gray mouse lemur), 2466 nucleotides long. It is a transcript of the gene TAP2, whose product is annotated as transporter 2, ATP binding cassette subfamily B member. Gene Ontology annotation, cellular component: endoplasmic reticulum membrane; TAP complex. Gene Ontology annotation, biological process: antigen processing and presentation of endogenous peptide antigen via MHC class I; transmembrane transport; peptide transport. The record is from RefSeq and is a predicted model, not a curated record. Gene Ontology annotation, molecular function: ABC-type oligopeptide transporter activity; ABC-type peptide transporter activity; MHC protein binding. Lineage: Eukaryota; Metazoa; Chordata; Mammalia; Primates; Cheirogaleidae.
AGGGGCGCGCCGGCGACCGCGAGCGGCUGCGUUUCGGAGCUCGGUCCUCCGCGCUUGGCCGAGAGCGCCCGGGGGCCGACGCGGCCGGCGGCGCCAUGUGGCUCCGGGACCCGAGACCCUGGGCCUGCCUGCUGCUGGGGGACGGGGCCUUGCUCUGGUCGCUUCGGGGGCCCCUGGGGGCUCUGCUUCCCCAGGGCCUUCCAGGACUGUGGCUGGAGGGCACCCUGAGACUUGGAGGGCUGUGGGGGCUGCUGAAGGUGGGGGGGCAGCUGGGACUGGUGGGGACCUUGCUGCCCCCGCUCUGCCUGGCAACCCCCCUGUUUCUCUCCCUGAGGGCGCUGGUGGCCGGGGCCGUGAGCGCACCCCCAGUCAGAGUGGCUUCCGCCCCCUGGAGCUGGCUGCUGGCGGGCUAUGGGGCUGCGGGGCUCAGUGGCGCGGUGUGGGCCGUGCUGAGCCCUCCCGGAGCCCGGGGCAGAGAGCAGGGCCAGGAGAAGAGCAAAGCCUUGAUGUGGAGGCUGCUGCAGCUCUCCAGGCCAGACGUGCCCUUCCUCGCCGCGGCCUUCUUCUUCCUCACUCUUGCUGUUCUGGGUGAGACGUUAAUCCCUCACUAUUCUGGUCGUGUGAUUGACAUCCUGGGCGGAGACUUUGACCCCGAUGCCUUUGCCAGCGCCAUCUUUUCCAUGUGCCUUCUCUCCGCGGGGAGCUCGCUGUCCGCAGGCUGCCGCGGAGGCUCCUUCGUCUACACCAUGUCCAGAAUCAACUUGCGGGUCCGAGAGCAGGUUUUCUCCUCCCUGCUGCGCCAGGACCUCGGUUUCUUCCAGGAGACCAAGACAGGGGAGCUGAACUCACGGCUGAGCUCAGACACCACGCUGAUGAGCGGCUGGCUUCCUUACAAUGCCAACGUGCUCCUGCGAAGCCUGGUGAAGGUGGUGGGGCUGUAUGCCUUCAUGCUCAGCAUAUCGCCUCGCCUCACCCUCCUCUCUCUGCUCGACGUGCCCCUCACCAUAGCAGCCGAGAAGGUGUACAAUGCCCGCCACCAGGCGGUGCUUCGGGAGAUCCAGGACGCAGUGGCCCGGGCGGGGCAGGUGGUGCGGGAGGCUGUGGGAGGGCUGCAGACCGUGCGCAGCUUCGGGGCGGAGGAGCACGAGGUCUGUCGCUAUAAGGAGGCCCUGGAACGGUGCCGGGGGCUGUGGUGGCGGCGGGACCUGGAGCGAGCCGUGUACCUGCUCUUGCGGAGGGUGCUGGGCCUGGGCGUGCAGGUGCUGAUGCUGAGCUGCGGGCUGCGGCAGAUCCUGGCCGGGGAGCUCACCCAGGGCCGGCUGCUCUCCUUCCUGCUCUACCAGGCCGACGUGGGCAGCUACAUGCAUACGCUGGUGUACAUGUGUGGCGAUAUGCUGAGCAACGUGGGGGCUGCCGAGAAGGUCUUUUCCUACCUGGACCGACAGCCAAAUCUGCCCUCACCUGGGGAACUGGCCCCCAGCACUCUGCGGGGGCUUGUGGAAUUCCAGGAUGUCUCCUUUGCAUAUCCCAAUCGCCCUGACCAGCCUGUACUCAAGGGUCUGACGUUCACCCUCCGUCCUGGCGAGGUGACAGUGCUGGUGGGACCCAAUGGAUCUGGGAAGAGCACAGUGGCUGCCCUGCUGCAGAAUCUGUACCAGCCCACCGGGGGACAGGUGCUGCUGGACGGGAAGCCCGUCUGGCAGUACGAGCACCACUACCUGCACAGCCAGGUGGUUUCGGUUGGGCAGGAGCCUGUGUUGUUUUCGGGUUCCGUGAGGGACAACAUUGCUUACGGGCUGCAGAGCUGUGAGGAUGACAAGGUGACAGCUGCUGCCCAGGCCGCCCACGCUUAUGACUUCAUACAGAAAAUGGAGCAUGGAAUGGAUACAGACGUAGGGGAGAAAGGGAGCCAGCUGGCUGCGGGGCAGAAACAGCGACUGGCCAUUGCCCGGGCCCUUGUGCGGGACCCGCAGGUCCUGGUCCUGGAUGAGGCCACCAGCGCCUUGGACGCGCAGUGUGAGCAGGCGCUGCAGGACUGGCAUUCCCGCGGGGACCGCACGGUGCUGGUGAUCGCGCACAGGCCGCAGGUGCUCCGGCGCCCCCACCAGGUCCUGGUGCUCCGCGGCGGCGAGCUGCGGGGGCGCGCCCAGCCCGGCGAGGGGCAGGACGCCUAUUCCCGCCUGGUGCGCGGGUGGCUGGAGGACGACUGCGGCCCCAAGGACCCCGGGCCUUCCCAGGGCCAUCUCCAGGACCCGGAGCAGCUCCUGCUUUGAGUCUCCCCGGGGGUUGUCCUGGGCUGGAGGCAUGGUGGAGAUUCGGACUACGCAGUGCUUUUGGCAGGGUGGAGCGGGUGGGGUGGGUGCUGUUUGUGCCCAGGAACCUUAUUUCCUGGGUGCGUGAGCUGUGCCUGGUGCUGAGUAGUGGUCUGUGCAUAAUAAAGAUAUUUAAAAUAUUGUCCUUAUUAUA